AGUCUGGUGCCGGCCGGCCGCGGGGAAGGAUCGGGUGGGUGUUAGCGACUCUCGUCCUGUACCCUCGCGGUCGCGUUUAUUUCCGUAAACUUUUAUUUUCUUUUUUUGAUACCCAUUCUUUCGCUCGGGUUCCUCCAUCGCUAUAGCGCUCCUAUCAGUACAAUUAUGUUUUGUUAUUGUAGCAUCUUGCAUUUCGCUACAGCAGAAAAAUUACACGCGUGACAUAUACCGUAGUUGAUUGAUGGAGGGCCUUUAAACGGCUCUGAUCUGGUGCCGCGUGACAAAACCGCUCCGUCUCUGCAUAAGUUAUCGAAGUGAACCGCAGUGUGAAGGACCCCGGCGAGCACUAGCUGUGCACCGUCGCGGACGUGCGGCAGUUUCUCGUUUAUUACUUCCGCCCACCGGCGCGUCGCGCUGCGAUGACGCCGCCCCCGCCACCCACGCCGCCGCACGCACACAGCCGGCCCAACAGCCGCGCGUCGGCGCGCGAGUCGUUGCUCUGAGGGCGUCGACGUCAUGGUCAUCAUGUCCUCGUGCGACGGCCGAGCGCACCUCCCGUUGCAGCAGCCGCCGGCCUCGGCGCCCAUGGCGGCGUCUACGGUCGCGUCGUCGUCGCCGCCGCCGCCCACUUCCGCCGCCACAGCCGCCUCCUCUUCGGGAGCGACGCCCAUCCGCGUGGGUUUCUACGACAUCGAACGCACCAUCGGCAAGGGCAACUUCGCCGUCGUCAAACUGGCCAGACAUCGCAUCACCAAGACGGAGGUGGCCAUCAAGAUCAUCGACAAGUCGCAGUUGGACGCGGCGAACCUGCGCAAGGUGUACCGCGAGGUGGACAUCAUGAAGACGCUCGACCACCCGCACAUCAUCAACCUCUACCAGGUGAUGGAGACGAAGAACAUGAUCUACAUCGUAUCGGAGUACGCCAGUCAGGGAGAGAUAUUUGACUACAUCGCGAGGUUCGGCCGGAUGUCGGAGUCGGCAGCGCGGCGCAAGUUCUGGCAGAUCCUGUCCGCCGUGGAGUACUGCCACAACAAGCGGGUGGUGCAUCGGGACCUCAAGGCGGAGAACCUGCUGCUGGACGCGAACAUGAACAUAAAGAUCGCGGACUUCGGCUUCAGCAACUACUUCACGCCGGGCGAGACGCUGAGUACGUGGUGCGGGUCCCCGCCCUACGCCGCGCCCGAGGUGUUCGAGGGCAAGCGCUACGUGGGGCCCGAGAUAGACAUCUGGAGCCUGGGUGUGGUGCUGUACGUGCUGGUGUGCGGCGCCCUGCCUUUCGACGGAUCGAGCCUGCAGUCGCUGAGGGACCGCGUGCUGUCCGGCAGGUUCCGCAUCCCUUACUUCAUGAGCUCCGACUGCGAGUCGCUGAUCCGCAAGAUGCUGGUGCUGGACCCGUGCCGGCGGUACACGGUGGAGCAGAUCAAGCGCCACCGCUGGAUGAGCGCCGAGGCGCCCCGGCUGCUUCCCAGCGGCGCGGGCGGCACCUCCUCCGAGCCCAACGAGCAGAUCCUGCGCCUCAUGCAGAGCCUCGGCAUCGAUGGCAACAAGACCCGAGAGUCGCUGCGCAGCGGCAGCUACGACCACCACGCGGCCAUUUACCUGCUGCUGCUGGAGCGCCUCCGGCAGCACCGAUCGUCGCUGCCGCCGCUGGCCGCGCAGCAGCCGGAGCCGGGAGCGCUGCCGCCCGUCACGGCCGCCCCCGCCGCCGCCAACGCGGGCGCCCCCGAGCGUCGCCGGCCGUCCGGCGUGGCGGAGCAGGCGGUGCGCAAGCUGGCGUCGGCCGCCGCCGCCGUGGGAGCUGGCGUGGACGCCGCGCGCCGCGCCAGCCUCGACCACCGGCACGACAUCCUGCACGACCUCGCCGCCGCCAGGCGCCUCCCGACGCGGCACCUGUCGAGCGUGUCGGCGGACGAGGGGGUGGAGGUGGAGGCGGAGGGCGGCUACGGCAGCGCGUCGUCCUCCAGCUGCAACAAGAGCCUCAGCCAGCACCUCAGCUGCGACUCGGGCUGCUCCGCCGUCUUCGAGGGCUCCGGGCUCGACCUCGCCUCCAGCCUGCCCUCGUGCAGCUACAGCCGCGACGGCUCCGCGCUCGAGGAGCCACUCGUUCCGAGGACACCGCGUGCCCACGGUCCGGUGCUGAGGCAGGCGUCGUACAAGAUGGCCGUCCAGCAGGCACCGUUGCUGCCCCCGCUGGAGCCGCCCCCACUGCCGCUGGCCGACGACUGGCGCUCACUGCCCGGCUCGCUAGCUGCUGCCUGCUCACUCGCAGACUCCCAGCCUCCCCCGCUGUCACUGAGUCCUGCACCUGGCUCCUACCUGCCGGGAGGCCUGCCUUGGCAACCACUGGGACCGUCGGUCUGUGACAGUCCCAUCCUCGAACUCACGGAGCACAUGGAAUCCGUCUGAAGGCAGUGAUGCAGAAUGUUCGAAGGCUACAUUUUACUUCAGCCCCCCUGUGGGCUUCUGCCAUUAUGGGCCCAGUAUUUGAUUGCUUGAGAAUGAUUUAUACUUUAAAAGAGAUUAAAUUUUAAGAGUAACGUGUACCUCUCAGCAGUCCUCGAACCUGAAUGUGAUGCUCAUUUCGUACUUCAUGUUGGCCUGUUAAACUUGAGCUCAAUCAGGAAUCCAAUUUUUUUCUUUGGAAAUGUGGUACACUACUUAUAAUCUACAUCGAGUCACAGGUACUGACAGACCAAAAUUCGGCCCGUAGGCAUGUAACAUAUUUUGGUCUCAUAUAAUUUUAAAAAUUUACAGUUUUGCAAAGUUAUGUGAUGGGUGACCUUUUCUUUUGUGUAAAACUGGCACAUAUAAAUUGUGAUCACUACCUUUUUAGUUUUAAAUAAUCCAAAAUAUUCCACAGAAAUUUAGAAGAGACAAAAAAUGUUUGUACACAAAUCAUACAGCUACUGGCUAAAAUUUUGUACCAUUCUUGGGUUGUGGGAAAGGUAAUGAUUAAAGGCCUCAAAAUUAUGAGGAUUGAUGGAUGUGAGUGAACUGCAAAUGUGUGCUUUUUUUGUCCAGAGGCAUGUAGGGUUGUGUUGGAGAUAAACUUGACUUGAUUGGAGAAGUUGAUUACAAUAGGAGAAUGCCAUUUUAUGUGAGAUGGUGUGAAAAAUUUAUAGGGCUUCAUGAUUGCUCAACAUAAAGUAGGAGAAGAAGUGGUACUUGUGAAAUGUGUAACUGCAACUAUUGUAGUGAGCAGAACUUGAAUACUAGUCAUAUGUGUGUCAUUGUUGGUGUUGUUGUUAGUGAAAGUAGAGGCAAUGGCUCCAGAUUUCUGUGGCACUUGUGCUCCAAGAGAAGACUGUUUCAUGAUUCAUGUGAAAGAAUGUACUUAAUUUCGUGGUGCAUAUUUCAGUUUAAUGUUUUUAAGUAUUCAAAUUGCAAUCAGUUUACAUUUCAUCAUUUGUAGUUAGGCUCUUUUUUUAUUCUUCAAAGAAAAAGGAACAUGAAAUGGCAACAAAGCCACACAAAAUGUACGGCCUCCAAAGUUAAUCACCAAUGUGAAUUGCCUAGGUUGAGAGUUCCUAAGUUGUGAUAAUGCCUCUAGAAUUCUAGUCUGUAACAUAACAUUACUAUGAUAUCUGGAGUGAUGAUUUUUCAUUAUUUUGACUGUAAUUUGUUCAUAUAUGCAUGUGUGCUCUGAUGAAACAAGUGUAAAUAUUGCUGCAAAAAUCUGAAGGAAUUGUUGUUUUGUGCUAUCAUAACUGUGCAUGGUCUGUGUUAAAGCAGGACAUUUACAAACUGUAAAUAAAAAAUUCAGUUUCAUCAGCUUGAUCAUCUUCAGGCAACACUUGUGGAACAUUACAAACAUUUUUCACAAUUGAAGGCAAUGUUGUUGCAUCAAAUUUGUAUGAAGUAAUCCAUACUGUCUUUCCUAGCCUGCGGACAUUGCAAAAGUGUUUUUAAAUUUGUAUAGCAAGUGGCCAGUGGCAGCUUUCUGGUGCUGGCACCUCUGCACACUGGCUUUGUAGUGCUUCCACAUUUUGGAUAUUAAAAAAUAGUGGUGCAGAGAUGAAAUGUAAGUUUCUCUCUUUUACGAAGUGUAUCUGUGGUAAAGUGUGAAUGAGAGAUAUUUUUAAAAAACAGUUUUUGCCAUUUUACACACUUUUCUUUAUGGCCAAUUAUGAGUAAAAUACAACAAGUUUGAGAAUUUAUUUCAAAACUUUUACUGAACUGAUCAAUUUAUUUACAGCCCUGAGGUGAGAUCAAAUUCCUUCAUUGCUCUAAUAUGUCAACUACAUACCUUUCAUCCAUUUUUGAGAGAGCAUGAGACUCAACCAUCACAGUCUGGAUGAUGUCCUUUAAUCGUUCUAUAUAGCUAGUAGGCAUAGUGUAUAAUAAAAACCCAGAAUUGAUUACAACCAAAGUUAGAAAUGUUAAAAGUGUAAUAUUCUGUUAUGAAGGUCCUGCUGCUUCACACAAAUAGCCUACACAGUUGACCCAACUCUAAAUUCUGUCUGAAAUGUAAUAUAUUUGUCUCAGAGAGAACAGUUGUCAAACUUUGAUUUGUUAUGCAAGAGGACAAAUUUAUAACAAAAUGGAUUUGACUUUCCUUUAAAAAAUUAAAUAUUUUGAAUAAUUUUAUAUGCGUUACUGUAACCAAAUGAUUGCGUGUCAUUUAUAGUUAUAAUAAUUUAUUACACAGGACACAAGUCAAAUUUAUAUUGAGACAUAAUUACUUUUUAAACAAAGAACAGAAUGAAAAUAUUCCACCCGAGAUUUUCCAUUGUUGAAAUAGAAUUAAACAUCUUACAUUAUUAUAAGUAUCAAUGCAGCAUCAUUUAUAUUUAUAACAGUCCACAAUUAAAUGUAAAAUUUUCUUGUUCAAACUAAAAUUCUAUUCUCUGUCAAUGCUGGUACAGUAGCACUUCUCCAUCAAAAGGUUGCAGAGCAAUCUCGUUUUAGAGAACGAAGCUGGCUGUUAAAUAUCCUUGAGCAUUUUAGUUUAUUACAAAUUUUUACCCUCAUACAGAGUACUGUCUCAACAUGAAGUUUAAAACAGGUUGUUGAAAGUCUGAAAUGUUCUCUUCCUUGACCGCUGUUUUUAUUUUUAUAUUGGAUAAGUUGGUUAUUUAUGAUCAUUUAGUGCUGAACUGCAACAUCUGUGGCAUUGUGGUACACAUCCUACACCAUUUUGAUGGAACCAGCAAUUAUAGUUAUCAAAAGUAUUUUGCAUACACUAUCUAGCAUUUUGUUCUGUUUACUGAUAGGUAUCAUUACAUUUACGUGAUCUUCAGGAAAGUGUUUCAUUUUAAAUAUUGUCAUGUUCCACCAAGCACCAAUGGAGAAUUAACUUGAUGUUAUCGUGGACAUCACAAUUCAUUUUAUCAAUAAUCAGCUUCAUUUUUAUAGAUUCCCUGAAAACAGAAUCUCGAAACACUGUGGUGACCAGGACAUUGUUGUAGUCAAAGGAAGACUGUUAGUGUUGAACUGUUCAGCAACAGCAUAUCUGUUAAGUCUUAAAAGGCAAAACGUUCCUUCAUUGACAUAAAGAAGGUAAUCCUUCUGUUAACUGCUUUUAUUUCACUGGCAGUUUCUGGUUCAAUAAAUUGUGACACCUGUCCUUCUCACUUAUCUGGUGCCAAAGGACUAUUUGUAUCAAAGAGUUGUGACUUUCAUAACAGAAUGUAGCACAUUUGACAUUUGUGUCUUUUACCUGCUCAGGCUUUUUAAUGUUAGUAACACUUUCUUGCUAACUGAGGAUAUAGAAUGCCAGUGUCUGGAAUAAAAAGACAAUGUCUGAGUUGCUCAUAUGAUAACUGCAAAAACUGUACAAAAGUCAACUACAUUUAUUUAUUUAAUUUUUUUUUUUUUUGCAUGGAGUCAUCAAUAUGAUGGAUUUUGCAAUUGUCAAGUACAGUUACAAACAUACAAUACAUUUAGGUCUUAGCCUUAAUUCUGAACCUAAAUGUCUUUCAUUAUAGAGAGUGGUUAGAAACCAUGUGAAGAGCUUGUAAGGGUGGUGCAAGAUUAAUUGUUAAGAAAAAAAUUCAAUAUGUUGCAGGAUUUCCAACUUAUUUAGCAUUGAAGUUAGCCAAUCAGGCCAUUGUUCACACAAGUUUGAGCAGCCCACCAGAGAUGGUGUUGCCAAACAUAUUCUUUAUUUGGUUUCUUAAAACUGAGUAAUAGAACUGUUAAAAAAUUGGACUUGGGAUGGUAGUAAAGAUUGAAGGCUGAGCAGUCUUGUGCACUGUAAUCUGCACUAUGAGAGCAGCUGACACUGCUUGUAUCCAGUGGGUGACUUAAAUUAACGUGUGCAAUGGUCUUCUCGGGGUAGCUUCAAUGCUAAUUGGCUCAGAAAUAGCUCAAUGUAUUUAACUUCUUUCCAACAAAUAUUUCUGUGCACAACUGACCCUGCAACAUCCUACAUGUAUAGUAUACCAGGACAAUCUGACAGUUCUUUUUCCGACAUACUGGUCCAAUGCCAUGCCAUUUUUUGUAUAAUGUUAUAUUCUGGCUUGUGCACAGCCAUCUUUAAGAUUUUUCUUUUCUGACUGUCUUCAAAAUGGUAAUGUAGGGCUGUAAUGUGUCACAUAAAUUGUUCAUAAGUAUUAACAUAAUGCCUGCUAAUGAUCAUUUAUUGUGCUUAUACAGUACAUUCUUUGUCCUCAAAGGUUGCAAUUUUAGAAUUCAUUAUGGUUAGUUUGAUUUCUGGAUUUAUCUGAAGGUAAAUAUAAUUGUUCAGAGCCAAAAUUGGCCAAAGAGAAAUAUAAAGCAGCAGUCUAAAUCGACAAUAUAUUUAUUAUAGCCAUUGUUCCAUUUAAGCUGUUCAGAUAUGUACAGAGUGCUCAGAGUGUGAGCUCAUCAGUUACUUAUGACAGGCAAAUCAGUGGAAAGGCAUCACGGUAAAAUUUGCAAUUAUUAUGAAAUCAGGCCACCAUAAACUUCGGGAAUGCAGUGGUGAAGGCACAGAAGCAUAUGUUAAGACUGGAGAUAUCAAACAAAUCAGAGGCUUAUUACACUAGACUACUGCUUGGAUAGCUCACUCAGUAAAGCACACACCUCUGAAAAGCAAAGAUCCCAGGUUCAAGUCCCAGUCUGGCACACAGUUUUAAUAUACUAGGAAGUUUAAAAUCUGUCCACACUGCACUGCACAGUGAAAAAUCACUAUCGAAGCAGAUAAAUUAUUGAACUUGGUUCUUCAGACCUGUUACAUGUAAAAUUAUCAGUGAUGCACAGUAAAUUUGAAAUUGCUGGAUGUAUUGGAAUUAAUCAUGAACUUGUUUUUGUAGUCCAUCAAGUAUCAAGAUGGCAUCUGUGAAUAGCAGUCUUGCUUUCAUGGGAAGUACACAGAUACAUGAAAAUGAAUGAAAAUAAUUUUAAAAAAUUACAAAAUAUAAAGAUUUUAAGCAAAAGUAAGAAUCUGGGAAUCAUUCUUGACACCUUUGCAACACUGUCAACUGCUUUUAACAAAUAAAUGAGAGUCUAAAAACUGGUAGUCAUUCAUAACCACUUACAAUCAAGUAAAUAGUUGAAUACAGUAUACAUGUAAAGCACAUAUUGCACCUCAUAGCAGCACUUACCAACAUGCAAAUGGUGGCACUGUGUUGAUGAAAAUAAAUAUUUUGAGGAAAACAGUGGGCUUAGAGUGUGAUACAUCAGAAGUUUUUUACUGAAUGUGUGUAAAAGUUGGAGAAUAGAGAAACAGUGCUUAUCAUCCAAAAUGUGUAAAUAAUGUCAACUUAAGUGAGAUUGAUUGAAAAGGAUUCUAUGAAUAACCCAAUCACAGUCAAAGAGAGAAUCAUACAAUUUACCUCAUAUAGUGAACUCACAUACAAAAAGUGACAAAAUCAUGGGUUCUGACAGCAAAAGUUCUACAAGAAAGAGAAAUAUUUGGGACAGAAUAGGAGAGUCUCAGAGGAUUCAAAGUCAUUAGAUAUCAUCAAGCAAAAUGUGGGAGGAGUCCACAAGAGUGGAUGUCAUAUUGGGAUAGAGAGAGAGAGAGAGAGAGAGAGAGAGAGAGAGAGAGAUCAAUUGACAAAAUAGUUUGAAAGUAUAAGUGAAUCUGAGAUAGAGAUGAGCAGCUAUAGGAAAAAGUGAAAGUAGAAUUGAAUACCUGAGGGAAAAAAAUGAUAGACAGAUAGUGAAACUGAUCACAAGAAGCCGCUUAUCUUUCUGUAAUACAUGUAUCUAAUUCCAGCAUGUCCUUUAUUAAUUUAUGACUUGUCAUUUCUCCUCAGUGCUUUUAUUAAAUUGCCAGGCUGUAAUGUAAUAGUUUAUCUUUGGCACAAUGUGUUGUACAUCCAUCUGUUUUGCUAAUCUUGCAAUUGAGAAAAGAAUGGAGUAAUAGUAAUAUACAACAUGUCCACAGCGUAUUGAUCAGUGGUAAAAUAUAAGCUUUGUUAGUGGUUAUAGCAAAAUGAGUAGUCAAAAAUAGAUUACGAGCUCACACUACGUAUGCACUGUACAAAUAUAAAUUAUUUCAAGUAAUAAUUCAGUGGACUCACCUCCAUACCACAACUUUUGGGAGAUGUGUUUACACUUGUGCAUUAUGUAGAGAUUUGUUCUGUGGAAGAGAUGGGUUUCACCGUAGAAAAGAUGAAUAAAUACUCAUACCUCUUACAGUAUGUACUUUAGAGCCCAUGUCAACUGUACAUCUUUUUCUCAUUUUGGUCCCUACUACAACCUCAUAAAAUAUGGAAAGCAAAGAUCUUGCCACAGAAUAGCUCCACUGUCAGAGGUAUCAGAACAAUUUUUGACUUUUUUGUUUCUGGGCAAGGGUACCUUCCUCAUAUUGAUACAUCUACCCCUCCCCAUCAUUUUGAAUGUAUGUAAUAUGGUCAUGGAAUCACCCUGUAUAUAUUGUGCACAGAAGGUACAUACACAUACAUACUACUUCUCAAUAGACUUGCUGCCAGCAUUGGGCUAUUUUUCAUAAUAUAGCAUCAUACCCUAUAGUGUCAAUAGAAAUUUAUCCAGGACGAUGGGGAGACAAACUCUAAAGUUCCAAUUUUUGAUGUAAAUGAGUUGACCAGUUUCGAGAUGUGUUAUGUCAAAAGAACUAAAUUUUAGAGGUGACACAAAAAAAUAUAUAUAUAUAUAUAUAUCCCAGAGAAAUGAUGGCUAGCUACUGAAUACUUGACACAGAUUAGUUUCAUACUUAAAAGGGAAGUUUUUCCCACAAUUAUCUUCAAAGUAUAACAUUCUGUGUUAUUAAAAUGAUUAUGGACAUGAUCUGAAAUUACAUCCUUAUAUGAUAAAAUCUAACAUGUAUCUAAGAAAAUGAUCAAUGAGUUAGGAAAUAGAGAUGUAAACCCUGUACUCCAGAUUGCAGGAGCGUGGCCAAGAAUUAACCUAUUUUAUGCUUACAGUAGCACUACUGAUUUCAAUGUGGUUAAAUUUUGGAUCACUUUAUUUACUUCAUUGUAUUGGUAGAGUUGGAUUGCCACAAGGAAAUAUGAAGAUGAAAUUGUAUGAUUCUGAAAAUAAUCAAUGUGGAUUAAAUACUAUCAAUAAAAUAGCUGAAGUCAUUAUCCAUUAGCAGUACAUUAAUGUCAAAAAGUAGGUUCACUGAUCUUUCACAGUGCUAAAGCACUAAAAUUGAUACAUUUCAUAGGAUCAAGUAUUUAUCGUCAGGAUUAUUCUACAAGAAUCUUAUAAAAGUGAGAGAGAUAAAAAUAUAAAUGAAAGUAUUAAAACACAAAGGAAUUAAUGACAUUAUCUGUGAGCGGGUAUUGAUUUGUACUGGACCGGGAUUCAAACCCAGGUCUCCUGCUUACUAGGCAGACGCACUGACCGCUGCUCUUCUGGGCACAGUGGUCAUCGCAACUGCCUGGCAUGCCUCUCAUUAGAUACAAAUUCUCAACUUAUCCACACACCACAGAUAUAGUGCCCCUCUUCCAUCAUCCUUAUUACUUGCGGCAUUUCACUGAUUCCUGUAAGAGUUCGAGCAUGGUGUGCACCCACACUGAAGUGAUCAUUGCCUUAAGUGGUGUCUGUUCUUUUGAGAAUGCCUGGAAGAUUAGACACCACACAUGUAUAAAAAUAUUAAAAUUUUGUUGUCACUUCUCUUGUAGUCUCGUCUUCAUAAUAUGUGUUUCAGAAUCAUCCAUCUAAUUGGGAAAAUAAACUAAAAUGAAUUGGUACAUUGAGUCUGUGAAUAUAGGCAGUGUUACAGCAACAGCUGUUUGCAUGUGUAGUCCAUAAACCUCUGGGAAAGACACACCUGGAUAUAAACAUAUAUGCAGCAUAACUGAGUGCAUGGUCAAGAAAUCGGACACUCUCACUAAUGAUCAAGGAUAAUACACACCCCUGCAGAGAUGCCCACAAAUUCAAAUCUCAUCAUGUUGAAAUUCAGCGGUUUUAGUGGUUUUGCUAGGUCAAAAAUUGUUGAGCAUGUACUUUAACAGUCUACAUCUACAUGAUUACUGUGCUAUACAUAAUAAAGUGCCUGGCAGAGGGUUCAAUGAAACACCUUCAAGCUGUCUCUCUACUGUUCCACUCUCAAACAGUGCACGGGAAAAAUGAGCACUUAAUUUUUUCUGUGUGAGCCCUGAUUUCUCUUAUUUUAUCAUGAUGAUCAAUUCUCCCUAUGUAGGUGAGUGCCAACAGAAUGUUUUCGCCAUCAGAGGAGAUAACUGGUGAUUGAAAUUUCAUGAGAAGAUCUCGUCGCAACAAAAAACACCUUUGUUUUAAUGAUUGCCACUUCAAUUCAUGUAUCAUGUCUGUGGCACUAUCUCCCCUAGUUUGUGAUAAUACAAAAUGAGCUGCCCUUCUUUGUACUUUUUUAUGAUUUUAGUAACGACUGCUUGUCCGUCAUGGAUAAAUCAAGCAGCAUAUUAAAAUAUGAGAACAGUCUGGUGGUAGCUUUAAGGUUGUGGAGGUCUCAGGCACCUACUUUUUCAUGACACUGGUAACUGUUUCUUCAGUGGUACAUCCGAAUAAAAUUAUCUCAGUAUUUGUGGUGCAUCAUUUUGAAUAAAAUUCUCAAGCUUCUGAAACCUGUCCCUGCCAUCUUGUUCAGAGUAAAAGGUACAGACCACAAGGUUUGGCAUUGCACUCUGUCUUUGAAAGCAAGUCAUCAGAUUUAGAACUGCUACUUCCCAUUUGAGUAGCCAGUCCUCUGACAGAUGAAGAAUACUCCCACUACCAGGAACUGAACCUGGGUCCUCUGUAUGGCAGACAACUAUAGUGAUUACUUAGCUACAGAGGCAGACAUGGAAGUCAGAUUGGCUGCUAAAAUGUUGGAAUAGCAGACUGCAGCUUUGCAGCAAAUUCUAUAAGAAUACAACAAAUAAAGACAGCAACCUGCAUGGAAUGGUCCAGUCUGCGUGGUUGUGCUGUUUGGAUGUGAGAACAGGUGCUGUCGCUGUUGUUUGGAAAGCAGGUGCUCUCUGCUAUUCUAUACUCUAUAACACUCCCCUCACAUAAUGGCUGGAUUGUUUUCCUCAUUCAGUGUUUAUGGUUUGAUCUCCUGUAGUUGAAGAAUGACAGUAUAUUUUAUGCACUUGUAUGAGAGAGUAUGAAUGAUUAGAAUAGCAAUGAAUGCUGUAUGAAUAUGUACAUACAUCACUGUGUGUGUGUGUGUGUGUGUGUGUGUGUGUGUGUGUGUGUGUGUGUUUAUGUGUGUGUUUAUGUGUAAAAUUUUCAAUAUUAGCAAUAACUAUUUUUAAAUGUACAGAUAGCGUACUACAUUACUGCUUCAGUAAAUGAAUGUCAGGAUAUUCCAGUCAAUAACACUGUAAUGCAUCACUAUUCCAUAUUUUAAUGAUGUAUUUUCAAAAGUGCAGUUUUUUGCAUACAAGAAAAUCUUUUCCAAGCUGAGGAACAACGUACGUGCUCUGCUGGUCGGAGCACGAUUGUGCACUGUUUUGUUACUAAAGCAGUUUUUUUUAUUAUUUAUAUAUGCUAUACAUAAAGGUACAUGGGUGUGUGCUGUCUGCAGGAACUGGAAUUGUAAGGAAUAUCCUCAUGUUGUAGUGACUGUAUCAAGAAUCAUACUGGGAGCUGCUGUGGACCAAACUGCAGAAGAAUAUAGCAAUGCUUGCCAUCUUGUACAGGAGAAAGAAAAUAAUUCUCAAGUGUCUUCCAAACAUCAACAUAAUAAACAAGAAAAUAGGAUGAAUUUCACAGCUGUCCAACAUAUGAACUCAAGCAACUGCACUCACAUACACAUCUGCGAGGAUCAUUAAGCAGUGCACUAUAUGUCAUGUCAGGUAUAUGAAAGGAUGAUAUCUUGCAACUUUUUCUCAAAAAUGCUUGCUUGAAAUAUCUGAAUGAUGAGCACUAAUUUAAAUUCUCUUAUUUAAUAAUAUGUUACUAAAACCAGAAAUGUAUAAAACAAGAAUAGAAAUCCAUUACUACUUCACUUACAGCUGUGCUCCAUCAAUAUCAAGUGUAAAGUUCGUUUUCCAGUCCAACACCAGUGUGUAAAAUUGCUUACUGGACACAUCAGUGCUAUUUUCUUAUAUUUGUUUUAUUCUCCUCCAUCGAAGACACUCAUUUUAGAGUAGCUUGUAGGGACAUUAAUCCUCUUAAUAUGUUUAAAAACUGUGUGGGUAUGAAUGAGUAUUUAGUAUGCCCACUGUGAAAGAGUGAGAAGCAUGUAGUAUUUUGAACAUGGGGGUAAAUCAUUUUUCCAUGUAAAAGAAAAGAGAAAUGGUAUUUAACAUGCCAUGUUACAGGUGUUUGGCUCUUGCAGUAGUCUUCUGCAGUUUGGACCUCUUUGAGUUUUGUUGGGAUAAGCUAUGUGUAUUGUGCAGUUUAUUGUAACUAUUGUUAUUCAUAGCUAAACUAUUUUGUAGUUUGAAAGUGAAAAAUCACUGCUGGUAGUUUUUAACUUGUCUUUAGCAGCAAAAUGCUUGCAUGGGCAAGAUUUGUAAUUGUGUAUAUCUUUGAUCAGCAACUGUUUCACUGUUGUGAGUCCUCAGUUUUAAAUCAGCAAAAUGCAAAAUGAGUUUGUAAAUUGUAUAUAAUUUCUAUAAAAACAAUUUCUGUAACUCUCCAAUUUGAUAAGUUUUUUCUGUCACUGACUAGGCAAAGAUUUGGGGAAAAAAGCAAAAUUUCUGUUGCUGAUCUCAGAAUUUAUGGUAGUAGAUGGCAUAAUAUGUUUAUGCAGUAGGUAUGUAGUACUUGUCAAUAAAUGAGGUACAAAUCUCUUUUUUUGUAGGUGAAUGGCGAGAGAACUUUCAUAUGUGCAAUUUUCCUAGCCAUGUUUUGUAAGUUUGUAAGUUCUUGUAUGUGUUUGGAAUUGGACACUUUCUAAGGACUGUUUUUGAGAAUAUUUACAGUCUAAUAAUUUGUAAUAAUUUCACUGACAAAUGUGAUUUUAUUCACUGUUCCGUAACAUCUAAGGAGCCUUAUUGUAUGAAAUUGAAUAAAUUGUGCACAAGCUCA
Schistocerca gregaria is the source of this 13338-nucleotide messenger RNA. RefSeq names its product serine/threonine-protein kinase SIK2-like. The record is from RefSeq and is a predicted model, not a curated record. Gene Ontology annotation, cellular component: cytoplasm. Bases 517 to 2406 code for a protein of 629 amino acids. The transcript has 11 exons. Gene Ontology annotation, molecular function: ATP binding; tau-protein kinase activity; protein serine/threonine kinase activity. Lineage: Eukaryota; Metazoa; Arthropoda; Insecta; Orthoptera; Acrididae. Gene Ontology annotation, biological process: microtubule cytoskeleton organization; protein phosphorylation; intracellular signal transduction.